Molecule: messenger RNA, 1967 nt
Organism: Pieris brassicae (large cabbage white)
Lineage: Eukaryota; Metazoa; Arthropoda; Insecta; Lepidoptera; Pieridae
Product: putative fatty acyl-CoA reductase CG5065
Exons: 13
Coding region: 249-1667 (472 amino acids)
Biological process (GO): long-chain fatty-acyl-CoA metabolic process
Cellular component (GO): peroxisome
Molecular function (GO): alcohol-forming very long-chain fatty acyl-CoA reductase (NADP+) activity
Source: RefSeq, a predicted model, not a curated record
GUCGCCUCGAAUGCAGACGUACUCAUCAUGCUCAUCUGCGCAUGAGUAUACAUAGCAUACUUAUGGUAACGUUAUUACAUUUACGCUGUGACAAGACAUUUCAGAGGAAAAAUAUAAGAUACGUGUGGAAGAUUUUAAAGCAUUUUCCCGUUUUAGGGCGUCUAUUAAAAAAAACAAAAUACCAUCGUCUACACAGGAACGAAUAAUAAUUUGUUUUAAAGGAUUAAAACAUCGCGAGACUGACAACAAUGUUUCGCUCUAUCCGCUGUGUUGUUAACAGUACAAGACUUGGAUCACGACACUGUACGGGCUCCGGCUCACUGGAGACAAAGUACCAACGGGUGGCAGAUUACUACGCAGGUAAAUCGGUUUUCGUCACUGGAGCAACAGGGUUUGUUGGAAAGGUAUUUAUCGAAAGAUUGCUUUCCAAUUGCAAGGAUAUUGAAAAUGUGUUUGUCCUGAUUAGACCAAAGCACGGCGCAGAUACAGGAAAACGUUUACAAAAAAUAUUUGAUGUUCCGCUUUUCGAUAAAAUAAAACAAACAAGGCCUGGUGAUCUGAAAAAAGUAAUUCCCAUUGAAGGAGAUAUUACAACAUCACAGCUAGGUUUAACGCCAGAAGACAAAAAGGUUUUGGCUGAUAAGGUUUCAUUAGUAUUUCACUCGGCUGCUACCGUCAGAUUCAUCGACAAAUUUCAAGAUAUGAUGAACAUCAAUGUAGAGGGAACACAACGAGUGAUAGAUUUGUCUCGGAGUUUAAAAAAUUUAGAAAAAUUCGUCUAUAUUUCGACCGCCUAUUCAAAUUCACAUAUCCAAUUAAUUGAUGAGAAGCUUUAUAUUCCUACGAAAGAAUUAUCCGCAGUCAGGCAAAUGAUACGCGACCAUGGGACAGAUGAUACGACAGUUAAUGAAUAUGUCGCGGAUGUUACUAAUACAUAUACCCUAUCUAAGGGGUUAUGUGAAGAACUAGUGAGGCAAAACAAAGAUUACUUACAGACUAUUAUAGUACGACCAUCAAUUGUUACUCCAAUGUACCACGAGCCGCUUCCGGGCUGGGUGGACAGUUGGGUGGCAGCUACAGCCGUCUUCAGUAACGUGUCCAGGGGUCUCAAUCCGUACCUUUAUAGCUCUGAGGACGUCGUUUGCGACCUUAUUCCCGUUGAUUACGUCGCAAAUUUAAUUAUCAUAGCCGGGGCUAAGGGAGCAAUAACGGAUGAUGUCUCCGUGUAUAAUAUAAACUCCAGUUCGGAAAAUCCGAUUACUUGGAAAUGUGGUUCUGAUUUAUAUUUAGAACAAAGCAAACGAUUGGGCUACUGUAAUAAGAGCAUGCGAGAAAUGAAGGUAUCAAAAUCAACAUUCGUAGUAAAUACAAUGACGUUUAUUCUGCAAACUGUACCUUGCUUCUUUGCUGAUGUCGGCCUGGUCUUAAGAGGCAAAAAACCUAGACACUUAAGAGAAGGUUUUCGUGCAUCUGUCCUAAAAGAUAUUAUUAGGCCAUUUACGUCAACAUCCUGGCUAAUUAAAUCGAAAAAGACCCUGGCAUUAAUCUCCACUCUGGAUGACCACGAUAAGAAGUUGUUCCCGUGUGACGUUAACAAUAUCGAUUGGAAGGAGUACAGCGCCAUAUUCUGCAGGGGCGUUCGGGAGUUUUUAUUGAAAGGAAAUUAAUAUUUAUUUAAAUUUUUUCAAACAUGUCCUUUGACUAUAAAAAAAUAUUUAACCAUUAUGUAGAGAAUUUCUAUACUUAAAGUGCUGAGCGCCUGGUCACUGAAAGAUUGGUUAACGCAAAGUUUUUGUUUUUGAGUAAAUUCGAAUGCGAUUACCGUAUCGCCUUUGGCCUCAGAAUUUCGCUUUAAACGUUCAAUUAACUCCAUGUAAAUGGCGCUUUAAGUAAAUUUAAAAUACGGCUGAUCGUAGGUUAUUAAACGCCAAUUAAUUUUAUUCUUAUUUUGGGUGUCUUCUGAUGAA